AUCAGCCACACUUUACGACUGCUCCGCUCGUCAUGUCAACCGCACCACAAUUUAUCACGAAGUCCUUCCUUGAAAACGUCUUGAGAGACCAUUUCAAGGAUGACGCCUUAAAAAUUCUAAAUUUUCGCACGUCGAGUGUCGGCGAGGUGGGUGAUAAUUUUACCAGUCUAUUGCUACGAAUCAAAAUUACCUACGCAAAGAAGGGCGGAGGAGAAGGGGAGUAUCCCGUAAUAGCAAAGAUUUUUCCCGAAGAUGAAGAGGCGGCCAGCGUGAUAACCGCAACGAAGGGCUUUGACAGUGAAAUAGGAGUGUAUGGGGAUGUUCUUCCUGCCAUGCACAAUUUAGACUAUCACCAAAAGGUUGCGCCCAAAUCCUACCAUGUAUCAUCCACCCCAGUGCCUAUUUUAAUUUUGGAAGACAUGACAUUCGUGGACUAUAAAAUGCCAGCUCGCAUAGCCGGUCUUAACUUGCGACAUUCUCUGCUCCUCGUUGACAAGCUGGCUUAUUUUCACGCAGCAUCGGUGGCGGUAUUCGAAAAGAAUCCAAAGAUGUCCGAGGAGUUUUACGUGGGACUGUAUGGUACUAAGGAGGUGACGGAUGGCUUUUUUUCGGUUGGCAUUCCUAGCUUUCUUGAGGUUUGCGAGAAGAGCAUAGACCUGCAAGAAUACGCCAGCAAGUUAUCCUACGAGAAAAUUAAGAGUAAACUACAAGAUGUUCUUCAACCUUCCAAAACGUUCAACGUCUUAAAUCAUGGCGAUGCCUGGACAACUAACUUUAUGUUUCACUACGAUGAAAAUGGAAAUCCGACAGAUGCCAUUUUGUUGGAUUUUCAGUUUUCUGUAUACGGAAGUCCACUCGACGAUUUGCAUUUCUUUUUUGUGGUUGGUGCCGAUCUAGAUACCAAAAGUCUGGGGUUUGGGCACAUGCUCAGCUACUAUCACGAGGCAUUGGUCAAACAUAUGAAAUUCCUCAAAACUGAAGCAAAACCUCCGACAUUAAAGGAGUUAAAUGACGAGUACCGCUCCAGAGCGGCUUAUGGUUUGGUAGCCGCAGCCGUCGGCUUGCCCAUGGUAAUUGCGGAGUCGCGGCCGGAUGCCACGCUGGGAAACUUUCUAAGCGAUGGCAGCGAGGGUGGCUAUCGCUACAGUUGCUAUCACAACGAAAUGUAUUUGCGCCAUUUGAAAUUACUUUUGCCCAUGUAUGACGAUUUGGGAACAUUGGACUAAAUGUUUAUAUUUAAAACGCUGGUAUAUUUCAGAAAAUGGCAAAUAGACAAAUUAUAAUCACGAACAUAA
Molecule: messenger RNA, 1295 nt
Organism: Photinus pyralis (common eastern firefly)
Lineage: Eukaryota; Metazoa; Arthropoda; Insecta; Coleoptera; Lampyridae
Exons: 7
Coding region: 33-1226 (397 amino acids)
Source: RefSeq, a predicted model, not a curated record